AUGGACUCCCAGGCAGACUGGAAUCCUAAUGAAGAAUUCUUCAAAUUCACGCGUGGCCGCUUUGUUAUUGACGAAGCGGAGAAUCUUCGAAAGCGAGAGAUCAGGUUCGACUUAAACAAGCUCGCAUGUGUCGCUGCAGACUCGGUCGGCGCCACUAAGUGCAUUUCCAUCAAGAAGUACCCCGACGGCAUGUUCAACAAAACAUUCCUCAUGUCUAUGGAAAAUGGCCGAGAAGUCGUAGCUAAAGUGCCCAACCCGAAUGCUGGCAUUCCACACUUUACUACAGCUAGUGAAGUUGCCACGAUGGACUUUGCCAGAAAAAUUCUGGACACACCAGCACCUCGUGUCUACUCUUGGAACUCGCAAGCAAAGUCACACCCUGUUGGGGCUGAAUUUAUCAUUAUGGAUAAAAUCGAAGGUGUUCCGCUGUCUCAAGUCUGGAACAUGAUGAAAUUACCCCAGAAGCUCCAAGUGCUUCUUGCCAUGACACGUCUCCAGAAGCAAUGGCUGGGCGUUUCAUUCUCGCAUUACGGCAGCUUGUACUACGCGGGAGACGUGCAUCCACCACCAGAUAACCACUACAUCAAGGAUGGCAAAGCUGUCAAAGAUUCCGAGUUUGCUAUUGGCCCUGCUACAGGCCGGGAUUGGUUUGAUGGGGGUCGAUCAGUUUUGGAUAUCGAGAGGGGGCCAUGGGCUUCUCUAAUGCAGUAUCUGCAAGCAGUCGCGACGCGAGAGACAAAAGCAAUCAAGUCUUUGAAACCUCCGAAACAGAUCGCCUUAUUCUGUGGCCCAAAGCUCUACCGGCCAGACAAGGAAAAGAAGCUUACUGCUUUAGCAUGGUACCGACAAAUCAUUGAUGCCCUUAUCCCGAAGGACGCUGCCAUCACCAACCCGCGCCUCUGGCAUAAUGAUUUACAUGAUGACAACAUCUUUGUAGACCCACACAACCCUGAAAAGAUUACAGGUAUCAUCGACUGGCAGUCUUGCCACAUCUCGCCGCUCUUCAAUCACAACCCCGAUCCAGCCUUCCUUGAUUGGGAUGGCCUUGAGCCUGAGACGCUCGACCUAGCACCAAGGCCGAACCUCUCUGGGCUUUCACUACAGGAACGGUCCGCGGCUGUGCGCGAGUAUGCCGUCCAAAAUGUGUUCAUUGGAUGGCGGAAACUCAUGAACGCCAAAAACCCAGACCUAUAUCGAGUUGUCGAAUUCCGAAAGACGGCAGCGUACGGGCUGAUAUUUCUCGCCCACCGCAUGUUCGAAUACGGCGAGGCGCACUUCCAAUCGCUUCUGGUCGAUCUGAAGGACACGUGGGCGGACUUACCUGCAGCCACCGGCGACAUCCCAUUCCCGUUCGAGUUUUCAGAAGCGGAUUUCCAGCGUAUCAAGCUGGAUAGUGACUGUGCGGUAGCGGGGACAGAGCUUGUCGCGGAGACGAAGGAGAGACUGGGCCAUUUGUGGCCGGACAAAGGCUACAUCGAGCACGAGCGAUACAACGAAUGCAAAGCUGCCCUCCGCGAAACUAAAGGUCGGAUAUUAGAGCAAUUUGCCGAGACUGACGAGGAAAAGGCUGAAUUUGAAUGUUAUUGGCCAUUCGAAUGA
Messenger RNA from Histoplasma mississippiense, 1599 nucleotides. RefSeq lists its product with no specific name. The record is from RefSeq and is a predicted model, not a curated record. Gene Ontology annotation, cellular component: mitochondrion. The transcript has 4 exons. Lineage: Eukaryota; Fungi; Ascomycota; Eurotiomycetes; Onygenales; Ajellomycetaceae. Bases 1 to 1599 code for a protein of 532 amino acids.